CGAUGCUCUAUUUGCCUGAGAACUUCAUUAUAUAUGGCGACACCAAAGCUCGAUGCGGCAAAAGAUGCAUUCGACAAGGCUGUCGAAUUGUGCAACAAGGCUCAUCCAAGCGGUGGGGCCAAGCUUGCCAAACUCAAAGGAACCUACAAAAUCGAAGAUGUCCUAGAUACAGUAGAAGCAGCUAAGGAGGCGUACGGUCAGCGAACGAAAAACUCGAAGGCACGGAAGUGGCUGUCAUACUUCUCAUCGCAGGUCGUAUAUUACGGACAAAUUCUGGAUACUCUAUCGCAACACCAUCCUGAAUGGGUUUCCCUGGGUUGGGGUACAAUGAAGUUUGCGUUCAUUCUAGUGUUGAACCAUGAAGAGAUGAUCACGGAGCUCUCCAAAGCCAUGUCCGAGAUAGCCGAUGUUCUUCCUCGUGUUGAGAUCCAGCUUGAGAUAUUUGACGCAGAGAAGUCUCUCCGUGCUGCCGUUGAAAGCCUCUAUGCCGAAAUAAUAAACUUUCUACUUCGGACACUCAAAUGGUAUGAGCAGAGCCGAUGGAAGCAUGCUUUGAAUGCUUUCACUGCACCGUACAAGCUCCGAUUCGAGGAUUUCAGAGACCGUGUCAAUAGGCAUGCUCGUCGCGUCGAUAAGAUUGCCAACACUCUGGCGCAGGCAAAAUUGGUCCAGAUGUAUCGCCAGAUCCAAGAGUUGUCAGCUGCCCUUAAAGAAAGCGACAAUGUUGCGAAGUCUUCAGCAGAGGCUUUGAGGAGAAUUGAAUUUGGAAUGGUUGAAAUGGAUACCAAGCAAAUCCAAGUUGCAAUGAUGCUGUCAACCACGAAGAACACACCUUUGGGAAGCCACUUGGAAUCACUCCGUUACUGCCAAGCCGUUCGGCGCCAACGUCAAAGCCGGCUACGGCUGGAUUACUCCCAUCUUACGCCGGCAUUAAAAGCUUGGGCAGAAGGACCGGGAUCAUCAUUUAUCAUCGUGGAGGGUUCUGCGCCAAAGAAGCUGCAGACCAAAAACCUCGCUACUGAACUUGUUGACUUGUUAAAAGAAGCGCAGAAACCUACCGUAUGGGCGUUCAAAGGAAGAGCGGCCAUAAAUCCAAGUGAAGAGGAUUCUGUUCAUGCCUUGAAGCAUCUAUGCGGUCAAACAUUCCAGAUGAACAACGAAGAAGCGACAAGGCAUGUGUCAAACAACUUCAACGCAGCCAGGAUAGAGAGUGCGGUGACAGAAUCCGAUUGGCUCCAAAUACUGCAAGAAAGCCUGACAGGGCUCCCAGAGCUUUUCAUAGUCGUCGAUCUGGAGUUGCUGAGUCCUGCAUCCAGCGACAUAUCUCGGAGCCUGCUCUUUCUGCGCAUUCUCGAAGCACUUCUCAACAACACCAAACGUGUGCCGAUAAAACUUGCGGUCUUCACUUUCCGUCGACCGCUUCUCACCGCUUUACGUUCGGACACCACUGAGGCUACAAUCAUACCACUGGAGCAAAGGACCGCUGUAGCAAGUCGUCAUCAGAAAGGCGGCAAGAAAAAUUCCCUCCCAAUAUUAUCCAAGGAUUCUAAACGUAGAAGCCCGCACAGAUAA
Molecule: messenger RNA, 1572 nt
Organism: Aplosporella prunicola CBS 121167
Lineage: Eukaryota; Fungi; Ascomycota; Dothideomycetes; Botryosphaeriales; Aplosporellaceae
Exons: 4
Coding region: 34-1572 (512 amino acids)
Source: RefSeq, a predicted model, not a curated record